CAAUAGGAAUAAUCUUUACCUUCGCAACCGGUGAACGGCAGGGGGUCGCCAGAUCACCCAAACUACAGGACAACCUGACUGGAGGGGAUCCAACCAGCUGCUGACUUCUUAACAAUGGCGCUCAGAAAGCUACUAGACACGAGAAUGGAAAAUCAGUAUUUCAGGCCACCCCCAAUUAAGAUUAACAUCAUCGAAAUCAUGGAUUCUCCCAAAGUAAUCUCUUGGGACUUGUUACAAAGAACAACAAGGUGGCUGUGAUCACUGAUGGCGCCACAUGCGAAAAGAUGACUAUCUUUGAGGAAUUCGGCAAUAGAAUUAAAACUGGAAAUACUUAUUUCAUGAGAGGCCACACUCUCAGGGGACGCCAGCCCCCGUAUUAUCUAAAUAUUACUAAAACUACAAUGUUCUUCAAAACGUGUGACAUGAAUGUCACAGAGGAGUUACGCCAAGAGGCAAGAGCCCUGCUACUGCCCCGGUCGUAUGCCACUCCCUUGAGUGAGUGUUCCUCCCUGCAAGGCCUAUUGACAGUCGAGGGCCAAGUGAUCGAGGCACCACCUGUGAAAAAGGUUGUCUCAGGCAAGGACUCUAUUCCAUUAAGGAAAAUCACAAUCCAGCAGGGCUGUGAUAAGCAGGAAGUGUGCUUGUGGAGGGAGGCAGCGAUCAAACUCAUGAACACUGGCGACCAUAUCACAAUAACACACCUCAAGGUCCAACAGGAUGUUCUCCACUCCACAGUGCACACGACCUUCAAGAAGCCAGAGACGACCACAAAGGAAGUGACCAUUCUGGGGGUUAUUGAGGAGGGUGAUGAGGAGUUCCUCCAACUUCUCACGGGUGAUGACUGCAUCUGCCAAAUAAACAGGGAUGACUGGAAACCAGUGUCCCACCUAAUAAAAAAGGGGGCAAUUCAUGCAAAUGCAACAAUGGAGGGAACCAUUGUCACCAAACUAGAAAUUAUCCAGAAAGAAGAGUAGGGGAAAAAAUGGGGUUUCAAUCAGUUUCAAAGUGUUCUGUUCUAGUUUAAGUUUAAUUUUCUUCCAAUCAAAGGGUUUCAAAAUAGGAAUUAAACAAGGAUUAUAAUCAGUUCUAAUCAGUUCUGAUCAGUUUUAAAAAUGUUCUGUUUUCUCACUUGUUUUUGCCCCGAAUCUUUGUGUUCAAUUUAAAUGUAUUUUAAUGUAUGUUAAAUGUAUUAUUAAAGUGGAAAAAAUGGACGUGCUUGGUGUCACAAUACAUUGAGAGUUUCUGAAGACACGCAAGGCGCAUUGAUGGAGAGUCUAGUAGCGAUGGUCAAAUGUCAUGCCGACAUUUUGUGGGAAAUUAAGUCAGUGGUACAUCAGUAAAAAGGACGACUGUUGUUAUAAGUGCAUUCUGCAUUCUUCUCACAAAACUUGGCAUCCCUGUGCGGGCUACUAUUUACUGUAUAAAAAACACUGGCGGAGCCUGUCGGACUUGAAUGUUUCCGGGAUGGAGCUGUCACUCGGAGACGCGCAUAACUGCGAUACUGCAGCAGAGGACAGACAGCAGCAGUGGUGGACAAUACUCGCUCAGUUUGGCACAGCCGGCACAUGAAUGAAUGAAUGAAUGAAUGGAUAGAUAGAUUUUUUGUUUGUAAAUACAGAUUGGAAGUAUGGCAAUAAUAAAUAAUAAAUAGUCCAUGUGUCAGACCUGAUAUCACAAAUCUUGUGCGGGCUACUAUUUACUGUAUAAAAACACCUGCGGAGCCUGCCGGACUUGAACGUGUCCGGGAUGGAGGUGUCUCUCGGACACGCGCAUAACUGCGAUACGCGAUGAGAUGGUGGAGAAUACUCGCUCAGUUUGGCACAGCCGCCGAAUGAAUGAAUGAAUGAAUGAAUGAAUGAAUGAAUGAAUGAAUGAAUGAAUGAAUGAAUGAAGGAAUGAAUGAAUGAAUGAAUGAAUGAAUGAAUGAAUGAAGGAAGGAAGGAAGGAAGGAAGGAAGGAAGGAAUGAAAGAAUAGAUAGAUAGAUAGUCUUCCAGCUCAUGUGGCAGGUGCUUUUUGAGUGGCGCGUGGCCUUCGUUUACGCAGCGCACUCGGUGCCGCUCCUUCGAGCGGUUUUCGUAUAGAAUGAAUGAAUGAAUGAAUGAAUGAAUGAAUGAAUGAAUGAAUGGAUAGACAGAUAGAUAGAUAGAUAGACCGGGUUGAUCCAGCAGGAGUUGUUGAGAUGAUGACAUGUACGUCCUCUCUGCUGCAGCAGUCACACCCACAGACACACACUAGGAAGAAGCAGGUGAGGGAGAAAGGGGGUGUGAAAUAGACAGAGGGACAAAACAGUAAUUUGCCGUGGCAACCAACCUGUCUGCCACGGCAAAUCAUUUCAUUCAAGCAAAGAAAAUAUGUGCAAUUUGUUGUUCUGUUUGGGAAAAUGAGAAUUCUGACCUCGUCAUAUGUUUAGGCCAUCGCUCAACAGUAUGAAGUGUUAUAAGAGGAUUCUGUGAUCUCACUUACGUCUGUCUGUAAGUGGCGCCUCGGGAUUGUUGUGGUCUGACAUGUGGCAAACCCGGGAUCAGAGUCGACAUUGCCAUUUUGUCAUGCUUGGCGAUUAUCUGAUUUUUUUUUUUUUUUAAGACAGUGUUUGUAAAUAUAGAUUGGAAGUAUGGCAAUAAUAAAUAAUAAAUAGUCCAUGUGUCAGACCUGAUAUCACAAAUCUUUGCAUCCCUGUGCGGGCUACUAUUUACUGUGUAAAAAAACCUGCAGAGCCUGCCGGACGUGAACGCGUCCGGGACGGAGAUGUCACUCGGAUACGCGCAUAACUGCGCUACUGCAGCAGAGGACAGACAGCAGCAGUGGUGGAGAAUACUCGCUCAGUUUGGCACAGCUGCGACACAGUGAAUUGGAGGCCUCCAAAUAUCCCACUGGGUACCACCUUAGUUUAUGCAGCGCACUCAGUGCCGCUCCUUCGAGCCAUGUAUGAACUCUGGCCGUGUGCGUGAUCAAGGCCAUUCAAGAAUGAGAAGAAUUUUAUUUCGGUUUUCGUAUAGAAUGAAUGAAUAGAUAGAUAGAUAGAUCAGCUUAAAAUGGCUGCACACAUGCUGGAGCAGGAGCAGAGCCAAAGAUGUAAUGUCCCAAUACGAAUGAAUGAGAAAAUGCCUGCCAAACCCCUGCAAUCUUUGAAAAGACUGUAAUGUUUAUUGCCAAAAUAUUUAUAUGAUGAGUAAUAGGAGACAUUGCUGAACACAGUGAUGUUGUUUAUAUUUCUGUAAAGA
Messenger RNA from Acanthopagrus latus (yellowfin seabream), 3222 nucleotides. RefSeq lists its product as uncharacterized. The record is from RefSeq and is a predicted model, not a curated record. The coding region runs from base 285 to 974 and encodes 229 amino acids. The transcript is spliced from 5 exons. NCBI's taxonomy places the organism in Eukaryota, Metazoa, Chordata, Actinopteri, Spariformes, Sparidae.